AUGGCGUCCAUGUCUGCAGUAUCGGCGAAUACUGGUUCGGUGGUGGACAGUAGUGCCAUUACGAACUUUGACUUUGCGAUUUGCAUGGUAUGUGCUUGGCUGGUGCCCCGCUUGGUGAGCCACCAUCGACUGUACCAUCGGAGUCUGCAACGUAAUCCCGCGUGGGUACGAAAGCACGUAAGUGGAGAUCCUGGUCCUUCAGCGGAAGCAGCUGCUCGAGAUGGUUAUGCCAGUGGAAAUCCCCAACUGGCGUUUGCCAAUUCCGUGGUGAACUGGGCCAUGCUCCAAGCCCUGGGCUUUGCAGCAUUGUUCUACACGGUCACCGCUAUAGUGCUAAGUCUCAUGACAAGAGACCUGGACUACCGUACUUCGUUCAUUCUCAAGGGCAUAUCAUUCUUCAUUGGAGCUUUCUACAUCUUUCUACUCUCCUUCAAUGCCCCACAAUGGCUCGCUGUCUACGCCGCCGUAAACGAGUCCCGCCGUACACAGCUGGGAGAUGGACUGGCGUCAUUGGCCACUCGAGUCCGGUUGUCCACGGGAAAGACCUUUGUCAAUGUAUUCCCACUCAUGGCACCCUUCUUUUGUGGGGCAAAACCAGCCACCAUUCCUGCCUCCAUUGUUAUUGGAUUCUUCAUGGGAUUCUUUCUGUGUCUUAUCAUUGACUUUGGAAACAGAACCAUCAAAAAUGCGACUCAGCUCAAAUACUUUGCACUUACCAUGGCAUUGGCCAUGGUGUCCGUUUCGGCUUUAAUCUUUUCCUAUGGAUGUGCCUAUGUGGACAGAGUGUGGGGAGAUCGAAAGGGACAGGAUAUCACUGCAGUCGACAUUCUCACCUUUACGGUAUGGUUCUUGGGGGGAAUGCUCCUGCAUGCCCUGCAGUUCAAGAUUACCAAUGAUCACAAUCAAAAGGUGCUGCAGAAACAGAGACAACAACAGGCUCUCAAAAGAAUGGAUCACAAGCCUAAUACUAAUACUACUGCGCGUGGGGGUGCACACACUUCAGAUACACUGCUGGGAAGCGUCACACAGCGCCCACAAACUUUCUUUGGAAAGUCCGUGUACGGAUUCAGUGAAGCGCAACUCAGAAAUAUCGAUCCCAUGAGUAUGCGAAAUAUCGAUCCCAGUACCCGAAAUAUUAACACCUCGAAUCAGAGGCAUGAUGAUGUAGAUACACUCCUUGGAAGGGUCACACAACGCCCGCAAACAUUCUUUGGAAAGUCCGUGUACGGAUUCAGCGAAGCACAACUCAAAAACAUUGAUCCCAGUAGUAUGCGAAAUAUCAACACCAGCACCAUGAAUCACAGCAGCCAUCAUGAUAACAACACACCCAUGGAAAGUGUCAGGAGCGUUGUACCACCCAUUCCAGAAAACAUGGAAACCUUGGACGAAAUCGAGGAAAAUUCGAAUUCCGAGAGUGCACAUGUCGUCGACAACAAUACCGACAGCAAUGGAGACAUGAUGAAUGAAAAUCAUGAGGAUCAGGUCUUCUCGGCUGCCAUGGAAUCACCGCCACCACAAUUUCCACCACCACAAGAGCAGGCAAAACGUGACAGUCCGGCAAAAAUGGUGCCACAAAACAGCAAGGUUCAUUUUGAUGAUUCCGAAUCUCCAAAGAAUGUCGAAGGAGGACAAUUUGAAACUGUGCCAGACGAUGAAGGCUUGGACCAAAACGACAGUCCAAACGAUGAUAACGACGAGCCAAGUGAAUCCUGCUGCCAUCUCGUCAAUGUCGUGUGCUGUGAUUUGACCUGUGGAGCCGGUGGGAAAUCCAAUAAGUCAUCCACCGAAAAGCUACACAAUUGCUGCAGUUGGUUCGUUUGGUCCCUACUCUUUGCCGCAUCCAUGUUCUUUAUUCUCAUAUUGGUCGGGUCGCAGUUCCAGGAAAAAACGGUACGGGCCAAUUUGCCACGAGUCCACGAGAUUCUUUACGGAGAUAUGAACACCGGCCCCAUGUGUGCCUUUGACAAUCGAGGGACGUACGAGACGCGCCGUGAAAAGGUCGAAGCUACCCAAAGGACCUUUUGGACUCCAGAGGAUGCCCGUUUGGCCAACUACACCAUUCUGCAUUGCGGGGCCUGUGGAAAGUGUUCCAAUUAUCACGAUCUUCGGUUGGAAUAUGCCACACGCAACAUUUUGGGACAGGUCGCCUUGGAGUGUGCCAAAAAGGCGCUCUUUGGCGGUGGAUAUCAGACGCUCUUGGAGUGUACAAUGGAAAAGACCACGUUUUUGGAACCCUGUGCUCGUUGUUGGGCCACCGACAUGGAAUGUACGAAGAAGCAUUGCAUGUGGAUUGGAAUUCGGGCCUUUAUGAUCAAUAGCGUGACCAAUCUGCAGGUCGGAGCGGACGAUAUUACCCCGGCUACAUGUGAAGAGGCCAUGUGCGAGGCGUCCGAGAUUACAGAGCAGUACGGAAUGGGUGAAGGCUUUGUUCCCUGCUCGGGAGCCAGCAGGAGGAGGAUGAAUGUCACCUCCACGAUCAGCCGACCUCUUGACCAGCAGUGUAGACAGGUCAUGGUAAAAUGGGAGGAGUUCUUUGGUCCGAGCAAGGGCGAAUUGGACUACGAUCCGGCGUACGACAACAUCAUCGGAAGACGACAAUGA
Messenger RNA from Seminavis robusta, 2601 nucleotides. The record is from the annotation of a GenBank genome assembly. Lineage: Eukaryota; Bacillariophyta; Bacillariophyceae; Naviculales; Naviculaceae.